UGUGCGAAAUUAACGGUGGACCGGUAGACAAUGUCUAUAGAAAAUCUAGUCGGUCUAUACCGAUCGAAAUAUUAAUAGACCGACUUGUCUAUAGGAAUUCUGAGUAAAAAAACUGGUUUCCUGCUUGUCUCUAAUAAACAAACCACAAAAAGGAGGACCAGUUUAAAUAAAACGUCUGUAUUACACUGAUGUAUUCUGUUCACCCCUUAGUUAUAAUAGUUUGUUCCACGAUAUAUGCAGAAAUAAUUCGAAUCGGAAUAUUUUAUUUUUAACAUGAGGGGAGGUUAAGUUGUUAUUACUUAAUGGCGGACAUCAAAACAUGUCUUUCUUCGACCGCUUAAAAUAUGUUGAGGGUGCACGCCCGGGUAUUAAUAUAAAGCGGAAGGCACCGAAGACAGCGAGCAAGACAGAAAAAGAUGCCGAGUAUGACAAAGUAAAGCGUAGUAGAAGCUUUCAAGAGCAUUGGAAAAAUGGCCGACCCUGGUUAGAAUACGAAGAAACAGAAGGUAAAAUGAGUUGUUCGUAUUGUCGUGAACAUUGGGGAGAAAAACUAGACUCGUUAAAUGUACAAGCAAAGUUAUGGAUUUCUGGAACGAGCAAUUUUAAGGUGGAUUCUCUUAAGACACACGAAGGGUCAAAGUUUCACGUCGACAGUAGUAAGGCUGCCCAGACAAAAAACAGCAACCAACCCUCUCCAGCUUCCGUCGCCAUUAGACAGCUUAAUGCUACACAGCUUUACAAACUGAACAUUAGAUUCCGAAAUGUACACGCUGUUUCCAAGUUAGAUAAGUCCUUUAAGGAUUAUGUGUGGCUGUGCAAAUUAGAUAAGGCCAAGGGCCUUGAUAUUGGUAACACUUAUGAAAAUGAUAAGGCAGGACGGACGUUUGCACGGUACAUUGCAAAAGUAGAAUCGGACAAAACUGUACAAAUUUUGAACUAUGCAGACUUCUGUUCCAUUUCAAUUGACGGAGCCACAGAUUCAGGUGGAAUGGAACAAGAGUCGUUAUAUGUUCACACAUGUGUUGACGGAGUAAAACAGCAACGGUUUCUUCAAUUUUUAAAUCCAAAGUCUACGUCAUCUCAGGAUAUCUACCAGUCCAUCAUUGACUGCCUCGAAGAGUUUAAAAUAAACCCGAAAAAGGUCAUAGGAAUCACCACAGAUGGAGCAUCAAAUAUGAUGGGCAUUCGUAAUGGUGUAUGUACACUGAUGAAAACCAUAUCCCCAGAUAUUAUUCCUAUCCAUUGUCUAGCCCACAGACUGGAACUGGGUAUCAAAGACGCUGUAAAGCACACCAUGAGUAAAUCUUACGACCGAGCUAUGACAAUGCUGAUUGGACUCUAUUAUUUCUACAGCAAAAGCCCAAAGCAGAAGAAAGAACUGAAGAGUAUGUUUGAAGUCCUGGAUAUGACAUGUUCAAUUCCUACCAGAGUUGACGGUACGAGAUGGGUCCCUCAUACCGUCAAAGCCAUUAAUAUCUUCAGGAGGAGCUAUGCAGCUAUCACUUCCCAGCUUGACAACGCAUCGCAUAAGAACCCAAAGGCUGAAGGAUUGGCAAAAUUGGCCCAUGAUGCCAAUGUUGUUGCAUAUUUACUUAUGCUGAAGGAUAUCCUUGCACCGGUUACCAAGCUGUCGUUAUAUUUGCAACGAGAAGACACCACACUUGGGGAUGCACUGGUUAUGGUGGAUUCGACAUAG
This is a messenger RNA of Saccostrea cuccullata (small rock oyster), 1696 nucleotides long. RefSeq names its product zinc finger protein 862-like. NCBI's taxonomy places the organism in Eukaryota, Metazoa, Mollusca, Bivalvia, Ostreida, Ostreidae. The record is from RefSeq and is a predicted model, not a curated record. Bases 320 to 1696 code for a protein of 458 amino acids. The transcript has 2 exons.